Molecule: messenger RNA, 795 nt
Organism: Trichoderma gamsii
Lineage: Eukaryota; Fungi; Ascomycota; Sordariomycetes; Hypocreales; Hypocreaceae
Product: peptidyl-prolyl cis-trans isomerase B
Exons: 4
Coding region: 1-795 (264 amino acids)
Biological process (GO): protein folding; protein peptidyl-prolyl isomerization
Cellular component (GO): fungal-type vacuole; endoplasmic reticulum
Molecular function (GO): peptidyl-prolyl cis-trans isomerase activity
Source: RefSeq, a predicted model, not a curated record
AUGUUUAGCUUCAGGCGGCUGUUCACCACCGCCAUUGUCCUGGUGGUGGGACUGCUGUUCUUUGUCCGCACAGCCGAGGCUGCCAAGGGCCCCAAGAUCACCCACAAGGUCUACUUCGACAUUGAGCAGGGCGACCAGAAGCUCGGCCGUAUCGUCCUGGGCCUCUACGGAAAGACUGUCCCCGAGACCGCUGAGAACUUCCGAGCUCUUGCUACUGGCGAGAAGGGCUUUGGCUAUGAGGGCUCCACCUUCCAUCGUGUUAUCAAGCAAUUCAUGAUCCAGGGUGGUGACUUCACCAAGGGCGAUGGCACUGGUGGCAAGUCGAUCUACGGCGAUAAGUUCAAGGAUGAGAACUUCAAGCUGAAGCACACCAAGAAGGGUCUCCUGUCCAUGGCCAACGCUGGACCUGACACCAACGGCUCCCAGUUCUUCAUCACCACCGUCGUUACUUCAUGGCUUGAUGGCCGACACGUUGUCUUUGGCGAAGUUCUCGAGGGAUACGACGUCGUUGAAAAGAUUGAAUCGACUGCCACCGCCUCCGACCGUCCCAAGGUGGAAGUCAAGAUUGCCAAGAGCGGCGAGCUGGAGGUCCCUCCCGAAGAGCUUUACGGUAUGGCUGGCUGGGCUUCUGGAGCUUCCGACGAUGUUGACGCAGCCGCGAUGGGUGUCAAGACAUCUGGUGGAUUUGGAGUGGGCUAUUUCCUGGUCAUUGGAGCCGUUGCUGUUGGCGGCGUUGGUCUUGCUCUUCGCCUGAAGAACGCUCGCACCGCUGGCUACACAAAGGCCCGAUCUUGA